This is a messenger RNA of Eimeria acervulina, 1167 nucleotides long. Its product is annotated as dihydrouridine synthase domain-containing protein, putative. NCBI's taxonomy places the organism in Eukaryota, Apicomplexa, Conoidasida, Eucoccidiorida, Eimeriidae. Bases 1 to 1167 code for a protein of 388 amino acids. Gene Ontology annotation, biological process: tRNA dihydrouridine synthesis. The record is from RefSeq and is a predicted model, not a curated record. Gene Ontology annotation, molecular function: tRNA dihydrouridine synthase activity; flavin adenine dinucleotide binding. The transcript is spliced from 8 exons.
AUGGGUCGAAUCGUAGCGCUGCGGGCCAAGCUGGCAAGCCACGAAGCUUCAGUGCAGCCAUACUCACUUGUGCUGGACUCAAAUGGCAACUUCGGCAUUCCUGCCCUCAGGAACUUCAUGCGUUUAAUUACCCGACAUUGCACCCUCUACACGGAGAUGAUCGUUGACUCCACCAUACUGCACAACACGCACCACGUGGAAGAAUAUCUUGGUACGACACGCAAUGCUGUUUCCUCUUUCCCUUGCCCUUCAUUUCGUUAUUUGCUUCAUGAAGUUGUGAAGCAAUAUGUGGCUCAAUGCAGCGAUGUCGAAAGGACGUCUGUAUGCGUGCGGCGUUCGCAUGUAGGCUUCGAUGAAAUUGAGCACCCCAUUGUUUGCCAACUCGAGGCAGCUACAUGGGCCGAGAGGGCCGGAUACGACGAACUCAAUCUUAACGCAGGGUGUCCGAGCUGCCGAGUUGUGACCAAGGGCUGUUUCGGCGCUGCGUUGAUGAAAACGCCUGAGAAAGUGCGGGACAUCGUACAUGAAAUAAAGAGGCGGGUGCAGAUUCCCAUCACUGUCAAAUGCCGUUUGGGGGUUGACCACUUGGACACUCCAGAAUUCACUCGCAACUUCGUUAACGGGGUAGACCCGAAGAAGAACCGCUCCGUCCCACCAUUGCUUUAUGGGAGGGUGUUUGAGCUGUGUGACGCUUUCCCCGACCUUCGCUUUUCUCUAAACGGGGGAGUGACAACUCUGGAGUUGGCGGAGAAGUUGUUGAGUGGGGAAUGGAGGAAAACGGAGGAAGCAGGAACAGCGCAUCCUCGUAGCCGGGGAAUUGAGGCUGCAGACGGCCUGCAAUUCUCAAAGCUGCAUGGGGCCUACUUGGACUACCUGGAGCACUACGAAACAAGCGCUGCGAAACGAAAAAAUCCUUUUGUUUUAUUGAAGCCGGUGCUCGGAGUGUUGAGCGGCAUGCCAGGGCAAAGGCACUUCAGACAUGCACUUGACACCAAAAUACGUACCUCAGCUCCGGACCAGACAGCAGUGGAGGCGCUGCUCCACGCCAUGGAUGCCAUAGACGAAAUCUUCCCGGGGGUUCUCGAUUACCCAUUGAGUAUGGGGAAGAACCCGCGAUACGAAGAAAUUAGUUCAGUAGAAAUUGGGUGGCGCUCUUCUGAUGAUUGA